Messenger RNA from Hemicordylus capensis (graceful crag lizard), 5596 nucleotides. RefSeq names its product endosulfine alpha (gene ENSA). Gene Ontology annotation, cellular component: cytoplasm. Lineage: Eukaryota; Metazoa; Chordata; Lepidosauria; Squamata; Cordylidae. Gene Ontology annotation, molecular function: protein phosphatase inhibitor activity. The transcript has 3 exons. The record is from RefSeq and is a predicted model, not a curated record. The coding region runs from base 173 to 529 and encodes 118 amino acids.
GGGUGGGGGAAGUUAGAAAGGGGGCGGUGGAGGUGGAGGCCAUUUUGGCUCCACGGUGAAAGUAAGAGAGAGUGAGGAAGAGGGCGCUGGAGUAAGGAGCGCCGGCCUCGCCUGGCCCCAGCGCUUCGACCCUCUCCUUUCUCUCUCCGCCCCAGUAUCCCCCACUCUCGCCAUGUCUGACGCGCCCGCCGGCGACGGCCGCUCUGACGAGACCGGCGACGAGAAACAGGAUACGCAGGAGAAGGAAGCAGUUGUCCCCGAGAGAGCCGAAGAGGCGAAGCUAAAAGCCAAAUACCCGAACCUGGGACUCCAGAAGCCCGGCGGUUCUGACUUCUUAAUGAAAAGACUCCAGAAAGGGCAAAAGUACUUCGACUCCGGGGACUACAACAUGGCCAAAGCAAAGAUCAAGAAUAAGCAGCUGCCAGCCGCGGGACCCGACAAGAACCUUGUGACGGGCGAUCACAUCCCGACACCGCAGGAUCUGCCUCAGAGGAAAUCCUCCCUUGUCACCAGCAAGCUGGCAGGGUAGCCUGCACAAUCCUGGCAGGUGCCUCUCCUUCUCCUCCUCCUCCUUUCCCCGCUCCCCUGGUUUGGUUUGGUGAUAUAUAAUUUUUUUUUGGCGUCCAACCAAUUGAACUUUGCUGUAUCAUUGGACUGGGACUUGCAGGACUCUCAUAGCCUUUGGAAAUAUUUAUCGUAAUCCAACCCAGAAGCCGAGACACUUGGACGCCUUUGUGGUUCUGAUUUGCAUCUUCUUGCAAUGGCCCCAGCCUCUCUGUGUGUGUGUGUGUGUGGACCCUUCCGGGUCAACACUUGCUUCCUUAGCUUGCCUGUGGGGGCUCGCUUGCAUUCUGUGUCUUCGGCCAUGAUGGCGCCUUCCCGCUGCUUUUCUCUUCGGAGCUGGGGAAGACCAGAGAACGAGGAAUCCCGCAAGCUUGGCGUUUGUUCAGAGCUGGCAGACAGACUGCGCCGUUCAGUGCUGUUCAAAGGGAGCCGGAGAACACACUCACAUUAGCUUGACGAUAUACUGAGCAUUUCUCAAACGCUUUUGCGUGUACGCAGCGCUUCGCAUCCAUGGCCGUAAUCCCAACCCUGCGAGGUAGGGCAGUAUUGGUAUCCUCUGUAUUCCGAGGCAGGGAGUGGAGGCUGAGAAAGAGGGGACUCCCUUAAGGGCCACUUCGUCAGCUUGUGAUUCGAACGGGGCACUUUGCGUUUGGAGCUCACUGCACCAGCUCUUAGAAGAGCCCUCGAGGCAGGCCAAGAAUUUCACUUCCUACUUCCAACCCAGCCAUACGCCUCCAGAAUGCUCACAAGCGAGGUGCGAAGGCAAGCACUGCCCCUAUUCUCUGACCCCAGCAGCCGGUACUCAGUUAUACUGCCUCUGAACAUGGAGGUUCUGUUUUGCUGUCUUGGCCGAUGGCUGCCGCUAGGUCCUGUCCUUUGUGAAGCUGCUUUUGAAAUCCACUCAGCCGGCCACACCGAGAUGCAGUGAUUUUUCGAGCACGAGUGAAUUGGUUGCUGCUUUAGGCUAGUGAGGCCUCGGUCAGCACUUUUUGGGGUUGGGUGACGCUUGUUCCUCUUGGCCAAAUUUAGAAAUUGCUGAGGAAGGCCAGGGUGUGGCUGUGAUUUGCACCUGCCCUAGCCCUUCUGCACAUCUCCCCAGGGAGAGCUGCAUCCUACUCUGAAGGCUACCCGGUUUCUCUACUGCCCACAUAGCUAUUAAGACCUGGGUGUGAAGGUGGGUUCCACUCUCACUUUGGCUGGGCCAGGCACCUGCCACCGUCAUGCAGUGAAACAGCAAGCUCCAGAGGAUGCAUGAUUCUGAUCAAACACCUUCAUUGGAUUGACUUGGCUAUUAAGAGUGUGCGAGCUUUAGGGCUUCAUAGGGCUCUUCAGCAAGGUCCAGCAGCUGGCAAGCUCCUCCCCCCUGCCCAGUUGGUGGUUUCCCUGAGGGCCCCUUUUGACAAGGACAUGGGCUGGUGGUGCACCGAAGCCCCACGCUUCUCCUGAACUGUCUGGCUGCCCGAUCUUCUUGCUCCAGCUGCUGCUCAAGCGCGGCCAUUGUUUGCCUCUGGGGUUGGCAGUUUCGGGGGCCAGGUGGAGUCUUGGCUGGGGGAACGGUUGUCGUUAGAGGGGUGCCAGUUUCUGGCUCCUGUCCCACACUGGUCUAAAAUGGUCAGUUCCACUUCCCAGGCAGCUUUUGUUGCAGCCGAGGGGAGGGACCAGAGUGCGGGACUGUGCGACUCCUGUCUUGCAGCGGGUGGGGCGGGUGUGAAAUAAAAGUGUGUGCCAAGGAAAGCAGAGCUCUGCAAUCUGGAUAGAUCAUGUCGCCUGCAGGCCUGCGCAAAUCUGUGCUGCUCUUCAGCACUUUCUGGUUUAUAGAGGAGCAAUGCAGGUCGCUGGAACCAUUACAAAAACGCUCCCAUCACCUGGCUUUUGAGACUGCCGCAAAAUCUUGCCCACAUCCUUUGAAGUUUGUGCUCGAAGCCUUUAGGACCCAAAACAUGAUUUUAACUGGAAGCUGAGAUUCCCAGGAUGUUGAGUUCUGCGACCUUUACUUAUCCCACAUACAGAAUUGUGGGUUACGUGCGGCCCUGUUUGUGGGCCUUAAAAGGUUUCCUUUUCUGGAGGAGAGAUUUUAAUUUUUAUUGGGGCUUUUUCACCAUUGUUUACAAAUAUUUAUAUAUAUAUAUAUAUACCUCCAGUGCAGCCAGAUCAUAAAUAAAAGGAAGAACGCCCCUUAUGCUGAAGGAAAGCAAGUUGGGGUCCUGCUUGAGGAGUAAGAAUUUGUAAGAUCAUUGCUGUUAGUAUAAUCAGACCCUUCAGAUCUGUGGGGCAGGGUAGCUGCAUUACACAGUCUUUAAGGGCAUGUGAGAUCCCAGAGGGCAAACCCAGAUUCUUUCCCAGAUUCAUUUCUGGGUCCUUUCAUUUGAGGAGUUGCUCCCAUCACAUGCUUCUUGCACGUGGCCAUGCGCACUGCGUCAGAUGUCUCCCCCCCCCCCCCAAAUCUGGUAUGGCUGGGCACAGCCACCGCAUGGGAAGAAGCCCCUGGUUCCUCACACCCUCUCCAGCACUUCCUGGAUUUCCAAAUGAACAAAAUUGUAGUGCCUUAACUGGGGUGGAAUAGCGCCCAAGUUUAAUACCUUAAACUUCUGACCUUCGGGCACAGAUUGACACCAUAGGCCCCGGACGGAAUCUCUUUUCCCUUGUCUGUCGCCUGCCCUCGGGCUUGCCCAGCUAGAUUUAAUAGCUGCUGUGAUAUAUGUUCUGGGAUCCUGUCUCUGGGAGACGGUUCGUGUGAAGCUGUCUGCUGAGUCAGACCCUUGAGCCGUCUAGCUCAUAGCAUUCCCAGUGACCGACGGGGACUUUGCAGUUGAUCUUUCCUGGCCCUCACUGGAGAUGUUGCCAGGGGUGGGGGUGGGGGCUUUUGCCUGCAAAUCAAGUGGUUUUCCCCCUGCUGAGCUUCAGCGUCUGGGAUGUGGAGACCUGAGGCCAGUUUGUAAGGACGUUGGGAGCACUAUCCUGCAGAGCUUUGGCCCAGCCAAGCUUUUACUCCAAGACCGCACAGAGGAGGCAUGGAAAAGGUUGCCUCCGACUAGCAAGUUGCCUGCCCCCUAGCCGUAGGCAUAGAUUUGAUAUGGCGGCGCUCAUGACUAGCAGGGCAGAGCUGCUGAGCAGCUCCAGGACUGGGGGGUGAUCAGGGCUUGUCAGAGGGGCUUUGCCCCCUCGAGUCUCCGAAAGCUUGCCAGACGGCGAGCUCUGUAGGAGGCGGAGCUCCUGUCCAAAUGGCCACCUUCUGGAAGCAAGAGGCGGCUUCUUGGACAGCCAUAGGUAGGAAGGAAAGGUGGCGCAUUGGUUUUUCAGGUGAAUCGAGAAAUGCUCUGCCCCUCUUGCGGUUUUGCUAGACGUGCUGUGUUUCUUGUAAACAUUAAAAGGAUUGGCGAGGUUUUUAAAAGCCACGCUUUUCGGGUGGCCCUCCUCCUUGUCCCACUCCUGCGCUUCCGCAGCUUCCUCGCAGCUUCCCCAGCUGCACAAAACUGCCACUCAAUUUGGCCGGGAAAGAUCACAGGGUCGAUCUGAGGGUGCUCAGCCCGCGGCCUGCUUUUCGUGAGGCCCGUCUCCUAGAGGAAAGCAGGCCUACCUUUCCCGGGAGUGCGCCCCGCACCCCUGCCAUAGAGACGUCCACUCGCAGCGAUGUGCUUGCGGAGCCCGGAGAGCUUUUUAAAAAGGGGAAAGUUUAACUGAGCAGUGCCAGUCUGCUGCAAUGCCAGCUUGGAGAGGGGGAAGCAUCGGGUGGGGUGGAGCAAAUGAGUGGCAAAGCAAAAAUAGAUGGCUGGAAUCCGCUCGUUCCUCUCUGGCCUCCCCCUCCUUCCUCUGUGGUUCGGCUGUCUUCUGUCGCCGUCCUGGGAAAGGACACAUCACGUCUGAGAGCAGCCGGCAGCCUGUCAAAAUGACAAUCGCCAUCCGUGAAUGCUGCCAGCCAGCAGGGGCCAGGGUUGUCUUUCCAGUCCUGGCUAAAUGUGCCGGCAGGUAGACUGCAUUGGCCCGGGAGUCCCCGUGGGGGUCUUCAUACCUUGGCCUGUGCUCACAUCCAGAGUGGAGGAGCUUGGGCCUGGGAGUUAAAGCAGCCCAUCUCCCCUGCCUGCGUUAACUUUUGGGACGACGUCUUGGUCAACCUGGCAACCUAGCAGGCUUCUUCGAGGCGGGGAGGUGAAACCGACGCUAGGGUCGAGGCGGGGAGCUGCCUCCACUGCUACCUGACUUCCGCUUGGCAUUGCUGUGCAUACACGCCAAUUAAGUUGGUACUUGCAGAAAGGACAAGGGUGCGCAUCCAUCCUUUGGGCCUGAAAGUGGCCCGGCCUAGAGCAAGCCACAUUGAGAAGUGCAGCUGGCAAGGUCUCCUUCCUGGACUUCUGUGCAAGGCGGUCAGCGGGGUGAACUUGCAUUGCCGCUUCCGUUGCUGGAGUCCCGAGGCAAGUGUUUAAUUUGUAAUCAUGUGGAAGCCGUUCUGGCUGUUCAUCGUCUCAAGGAGGUGGGCUGGCUGGGGCUGGCAGCACCUCUCACUUUGUAAAUGGGCAACACCGUGCUUGGGGGUGCGUGCUCGCUCGCUCGCUCUCUCUCUCUCUCUCUUUCCACGCGUCCCACCUAACUUCCGAUGCGGGACGGUGCGGGGAGCAGUUCUUCAGUCUUGUAUCGUCUCUGCAACCAUCCUGCUGUUUGUGCCAGCCAUACUGUAAAUAGAUAUGAAUCAUAUAUAUAAAUAUAUAUAUAUAUAUAUAUAAUUUUGUACCUCAUCUUCAUCUAUCUCCUAGUGUUUGCUUUUUUCUAAAAAAAAAAAAAAAAUGCACACGCACACACAAAACCCCACGCAGCCUUUCUGCGCUGCGCCAUUCACACGUGUCGCCUCUUUCAUUCGGUCCUUGAGGCAGCCAAGCCCGAUACUCAAGCCGCUCAGCAGCGGGGAAAUGGUGUGUGCGGGUCCUGCGACUUGUGCCGGGCCAGUAAUGAGUGGCGAUCUAGAAAGGUGGAGGAAGAGGGUUUGAUGAGAAACUGUGAGAGUGGUGACUUUUGGAAAUAAAGUUGACCCUUGUCACGA